AUGCAACUGAUGGAAGAAGCGGGUCAGCUGUACACCUGCGCGAGACGACAGCUGGAGGAGAGAGUUUGUCUCGCUCCCGAUGGAGCACGCAACCAGGUGUCUCUCCUGUCUACAUCGCUGCGUCCGCCCAAAGAAGAGACUACGCGAAACAAGCAAAGAGUGAAGAGAAGAACGAAGAAGACGCCCGACCAGGAGAGACGGAGACAGGGAAUCGAGUCGCCUCCCUUGGCUCGCUCCAACGUGUGA
Toxoplasma gondii ME49 is the source of this 246-nucleotide messenger RNA. RefSeq lists its product as hypothetical. The coding region runs from base 1 to 246 and encodes 81 amino acids. Lineage: Eukaryota; Apicomplexa; Conoidasida; Eucoccidiorida; Sarcocystidae. The record is from RefSeq and is a predicted model, not a curated record. The transcript has 2 exons.